AUGGCCACGGCAAGCCGUAUGGCCCAGGGCUACCCGCCCUACAACUUCGCCACCACCCAAAACAACACCUUGGGUGACAAUGGCCCUCCUUCGCCAUCUGCUUCAUUCGCAUCUGGCACAACAGCAAAGGACUCGUCGACCCCACCAUCUGUCUCCGGGCAAUCUGACAUGAAGCAAGAGGAGGCUGGGCUGAACCCCGCGUCCAACUCAUGGAUCCCCGACGUUGGUGCAACCAACGGACACUCUACCCAGUCCGUCCCUUAUGCUCCUGGUCAAUGCAGAGUCCCGAUGCCCCAAGUUGGCGGAAUGGCAGUUGGCCCCCCUCCCCCUUACAUCCCCCCCAUGAACAACAUGAACAAUGGUCCCUACCCCUACCAGCACAUGUUCCAUCAAUCCAACCAGGGCCAUCAUGAGCCCAGAAACUAUGCCCCCACAACAUGUGGACAGGCCGCUCAUCAAGAGCCACCCCCAAAGUUCGACCUGGGACUCACUACAUACCAAGGACAGGAUGGAGCGCAGGAUCCUUUCUAUGUUCCCGGCGGGGCAAGCACAUUUACUGGUUCCAAGAUGUUCUCUCCAUACGUUUUGCAGGGACAGCAGGCCUUCGACUAUCGGUCUGACAAGUUGAAGGUUCUCACGUCGACUCCUUCGGGAUAUCCCAGCUUCCGUACCGCAAUGGCUCCCGAACACUUCCCGUUCGUCGAUGGCCCGAAGCAGCACAAGACUGUCAACCACGGCGUUGUCAAGAUUCGCAACAUCCCCUUUGAUACCAAGCGCGCGGAAGUCAUUGCCUUCCUUGGGCGCAACUCCAAGAUUCUCAAUGACAGUGAUGAGCCUGUGCACAUCAUCAUGGAGCGGGUCACUAGCAAGACAAUGGAUGCCUAUGUCGAGUUUUGCACCCUUGAAGAUGCUAUGAAGGCGGUCGAGAAGCAUCAUCUGAACAUCACGAAUGGCCGCGUUAGCCGCCUCGGUGAUCGUCCUGUGGAUGUUGAACUCUCCGACCAGGGCUGCUUGAUGAAGGACCUGUUCCCCCUCGCCGUUGGCAUCUUUUGGGAUGGCUCCAGACCCGAGUUCAAGGCCGAAAACCCGGAUCAGCCCUGGGAGAACUUCAAGGGAUUCAUCUCCGAAGAAGAAAUGACCAUGCUUGUGAAGCAUGUCGAGGUCCCGCACAGAUCUCCAUUUUCCAAGGAAUGCCCUCAGCGUCCCUACGAGUGUCUCAUCAGCACUCUGAAGAAGUUCCCAUGGAGCUACACUGAUCGCAUCACGAUCUCGCAGCGACGUGCCGUUUUCAAGGCGACUUGCGAACUCAUCCGUCUUCUGGCUCGCAGCAUCUACAAGUCUGAUAACCAGGUGAAUCUUAACAAGCAGCUGUAUCGCCGCGUCGUCAGUGCCGCAAUGAGCUGCCACGGCUUCACCCCUCUCAUGAAGGAUGACGUUGCUUGGCUCGCACAGAUGUCGGAUCAAGAGCAGCAGCAAGGUUAUGGCCAGCCGGCGUACGCAAACGGAUGGCGCCAUCAGUAUGCCAUGUGUCCCAAGCCCGGGGUGCCUCUUGACGUUGUUGAGUGGUACAUUACCCUCAUCCGUGACCAGACGCUACGUGACACCAUGUCUCGGCCUCUUCAGCACCGCAACGACAUCGAGGAGCGCAGCCGUGACACCGACCCUUACUGGGGUCACUUUUGGGCCGAGCUUGGCCACGUCAUGGGCCCGGCCUUUGACAGCCUGACCAUUGCACAGGCCGCUCUCCUGGAGUUUUCCGCCGUCGAGCGAGUGCUGUCCCGGGCGCUGCCACGCCACUAA
Messenger RNA from Clonostachys solani, 1800 nucleotides. Lineage: Eukaryota; Fungi; Ascomycota; Sordariomycetes; Hypocreales; Bionectriaceae. The record is from the annotation of a GenBank genome assembly.